AUGCGCGUCGCGGCGACGAACGCGACGGGACACCCGCGCGUGCGCGCGGGCGCGCGCGCGAGCGAACGCAGAGGGGCGUCGACGCGCGCGCGCGCGAUGAAAUCGACGGGCAUUUCGAUGGAUGAUCUGAAAUCGAACGAUAAGCGCCGAGCGGUGGUGGAGAUCGACGGCGUCGGUCCGCUGUUGAUUCAGGAGUUCGCGGGAGACGUCUUCGCGAUGUCGAACAAGUGCCCGCACCUCGGAUUGUCGAUGCAAGGGAAGACGGCGUUGUUGUCCGCGACGGUGGAGGAUGGAAAGGUGACGUGCAACGCGCACGGGAGCGCGUUCGACAUGAAGACGGGCGCUCCGGUGGGAGAGUGGUGCCCGAAGCUUCCGUCUUUACCGGUGGUCGGUAAGGGGUACUGCGGAGACGCAAAGCCGAUCGCGACGUACGCGGUUUCUGUCGACGAAGCGACGGGCGCGAUCAGCGUCGACGCGUAG
Molecule: messenger RNA, 480 nt
Organism: Ostreococcus tauri
Lineage: Eukaryota; Viridiplantae; Chlorophyta; Mamiellophyceae; Mamiellales; Bathycoccaceae
Product: Rieske [2Fe-2S] iron-sulphur domain
Exons: 1
Coding region: 1-480 (159 amino acids)
Molecular function (GO): 2 iron, 2 sulfur cluster binding
Source: RefSeq, a predicted model, not a curated record